Messenger RNA from Protopterus annectens (West African lungfish), 1877 nucleotides. Its product is annotated as transmembrane protein 255B-like. The coding region runs from base 621 to 1631 and encodes 336 amino acids. The record is from RefSeq and is a predicted model, not a curated record. Lineage: Eukaryota; Metazoa; Chordata; Ceratodontiformes; Protopteridae. The transcript has 9 exons.
UGUUAUUAUUUAUGUUUUGACUGGUUAUGCAGAAGUAUUAUUCGUAUUCUGUAUUUAAAAUGCACGUGCAAACAAACGCUAGGACUUUGAGACCAUUCAUUUCCUGGAUAUCCGUCUUGGGGUGCAAAGACAAAGCAGUUGGGGUAUAAUUAUCUCAGCAACGGUGAACUAAGAAACAAAGGGUUGUAUCUCAUGCUCCACACGACAUUUGUAACUGAGCUGCUGCUUAAAUUAUGAAGGACUUUCAGGGGCGGGGUAGUAAUUCUCACCUCCAUCCGGGAUGAUUGUACACUGAGGAUUUAAGGUAACCGCAGCAGCACAAAAACAAAUGAAGGUAAAGCUAUGGACAGUUAAUAGAUUCCAUUUCCAGUAAAUGCCAGUUGCUGGUCCCAGUUCUGGGAGGUCACAAAAGUGUCUUUGUUACUUAGCUCCACCGCUUUGGAGUCACGACCAAUGCAGAUGAUGAUCCCACUGGUAGGCACUGCUGAUAUUACCUUUGAAAAUAAAGUAGCAACAAAGAGGCAGUGGUGCUGCUAGAAAAGUAGAAAGUGAGGAGCUGUCACAAACUCUCUCUAACUUGGGUUUAACAAGGUGGGCGUUUGUGCAUAAAGAGUGCCUGCAUGAGCCCCUUCGGGAGCAGCGAGAUGCACCAGCCGGCGGCAAGGAGCGGUGCCACCACUACGGAGCUCGACCCCACAGAACAAUUUGCAAAACGAAAGAGGACUUCCCUCUGGUUCACAAUCUCCCUUCUGGUAGUAGCUAUAUUUAUACUAACAAUUGGCCUGGCAGCUACAACGAGAUCAGACAAUGUAACUGUUGGGGGCUAUCAACCAGGAAUAAUCCUUGGUUUUGGAUCAUUUCUUGGGCUCAUUGGUAUCAACCUGGUAGAGAACAGAAAGCAAAUGCUUGUCGCAUCAAUCGUGUUCAUCAGCUUUGGAGUAGUGGCUGCAUUCUGCUGUGCUAUAGUUGAUGGAGUAUUUGCAGCAAGACACAUUGAUCCACGACCUGUAUAUGCUGGCAGAUGUAAGUUUUAUUCUGGAGGAGCCGGCUAUAUCUAUGACAACUACCAGAUAGAGAUUUCAUGUUCUGCAUUAAGUGGCAGUUGUCCUUUGAAAGUGAAAAGCAACACAUGCUACUGCUGUGACCUGUACACAUGUCUUGGUUAUGAACAAAUAAGUUAUUAUGAGUAUGUCGGUGUUAACAGCUGUCAAGAUGUGGUUCACCUAUAUCGCUUACUCUGGACUUCAACUGUGCUGAACAUUGCUGGAAUAUUUCUUGGCAUUAUCACCGCAGCUAUACUGGGGGCAUUUAAAGACAUGGCACCAGUUUUACCAAUAUCCUACAACACAACAAGCCCUCCUAUUCCUCAAAUUCUUUAUGACCCCGCUCAACAGCUUUUAACAUAUGCUGGAUUGUGUCCCACUGCAACCGCUCUUCCAGGGCACCCUUCUUCCUACCAACUACCAGUUCAGCAUUCAAAUGGUUUUCCAGGAGGCAUUUCUACCGUAUCUGAUGAUAACCAGCAUCCUUCCCAAGCAAGCUCGAACUGUGGCCUUUCUCCUAAUGCACCUCCCUUGUAUACUACAAUAUUUUACACAGCAAGGGACAAACCUCCACCAUAUGCACCAUGAGACAACAGAAACCGUGCUAGAAUUCUUAGCCUAUGAGAAUUCUGGACAAGAUGGAAGAAAAAGAAAACUGCGUGCGAACUUAUUUUCCUAGAAUCACUGUGAAUUGAAACAUAAGCAAAUGUUCUGACAUCUGAUACAAACUAACUGAUGAUGUUUCAUUACACAACUGGAGAACUUAGAGAAAACCCUUGUUUUUGACCUCCAGCUAGAUAAAAAUUGAUGUUUUUUCUAAGUCUUAUAUACAAA